AUGGGUGGGAGGGAGCAGACGUCAGGAGCAGACGUCAGGGGCAGACGUCAGGAGCAGACGUCAGGAGCAGACGUCAGGAGCAGACGUCAGGAGCAGACGUCAGGAGCAGACGUCAGGAGCAGACGUCAGGAGCAGACGUCAGGAGCAGACGUCAGGAGCAGACGUCAGGAGCAGACGUCAGGAGCAGACGUCAGGAGCAGACGUCAGGAGCAGACGUCAGGAGCAGACGUCAGGAGCAGACGUCAGGAGCAGACGUCAGGAGCAGACGUCAGGAGCAGACGUCAGGAGCAGACGUCAGGAGCAGACGUCAGGAGCAGAGGCGGCGGCCGCUCGGUCAUUUACCAAAGUAUGCGUUCAAACGGCGGCUGGCUGCAGGCGGUGGAGGCGGUGGACGCGUGCCAGAUUCUGAACCGGACAAGAGCCCCAGUGUUCGGAUAUUUCUCGGCACUUAACGACCCAGACGCGCUAACCAAAAUACAAGGCCCAUAA
Messenger RNA from Knipowitschia caucasica, 489 nucleotides. The record is from the annotation of a GenBank genome assembly. NCBI's taxonomy places the organism in Eukaryota, Metazoa, Chordata, Actinopteri, Gobiiformes, Gobiidae.